Peromyscus californicus insignis is the source of this 6312-nucleotide messenger RNA. It is a transcript of the gene Myh4, whose product is annotated as myosin heavy chain 4. NCBI's taxonomy places the organism in Eukaryota, Metazoa, Chordata, Mammalia, Rodentia, Cricetidae. The coding region runs from base 387 to 6209 and encodes 1940 amino acids. The transcript has 38 exons. Gene Ontology annotation, cellular component: myosin complex. Gene Ontology annotation, molecular function: ATP binding; actin filament binding; cytoskeletal motor activity. The record is from RefSeq and is a predicted model, not a curated record.
CUUGGGACAGAUGGGUAGGGAAAGGAAAUGGGGUAAACAACAAACAAACCAACAAAAACCGAAAAGCACAGAAACAAAGAGUCUGAACACACUUGUAGCCUGACAAGUGCCGUUGGAUGGGUAUCCAUCCCUCCAUAUCUCUCGACUGUGGUUUACAAUAGGGAAGGAAGACCAAAAGCUUAACAUGUCAGGAAAAUUAAACUGCCCACACAGGGCUAUUAGGUCCUCUUGUCUUCGCUUAGCUCCCCGGCACAGUCCACAGGAGGAAGAGGAGAGUGAGUAAACAAAGCCUGUUAAAGUGAAACCCACGGGCCAGGGUUGUCGUUCAUGUCCAUUUCUUCCCUUAGGUGCACCUGGCCCUGAGCUGCCACCCAUAGCCCGCAGCCAUGAGUUCCGACGCCGAGAUGGCCGUUUUCGGGGAGGCUGCUCCUUACCUCCGAAAGUCUGAAAAGGAGCGGAUUGAGGCUCAGAACAAGCCUUUUGAUGCCAAGUCGUCCGUGUUCGUGGUGGACCCAAAGGAGUCCUAUGUGAAAGCCACGGUGCAGAGCAGGGAAGGGGGGAAGGUGACGGCCAAGACCGAAGGUGGAGCUACUGUCACAGUCAAGGAAGAUCAGGUUUUCUCCAUGAACCCUCCCAAGUACGACAAGAUCGAGGACAUGGCCAUGAUGACCCACCUGCACGAACCCGCAGUGCUGUACAACCUCAAAGAGCGUUACGCAGCCUGGAUGAUCUACACUUACUCAGGUCUAUUCUGCGUCACCGUCAACCCCUACAAGUGGCUGCCGGUGUACAACCCUGAGGUGGUAGCGGCCUACCGAGGCAAAAAGCGACAGGAGGCCCCGCCCCACAUCUUCUCCAUCUCUGACAACGCCUACCAGUUCAUGCUGACGGAUCGUGAGAACCAGUCCAUCCUGAUUACCGGAGAAUCCGGGGCCGGGAAGACUGUGAACACGAAGCGUGUCAUCCAGUACUUUGCGACAAUUGCAGUCACUGGAGACAAGAAAAAGGAGGAGGCGCCUUCUGGCAAAAUGCAGGGGACCCUUGAAGAUCAAAUCAUCAGCGCCAACCCCCUGCUGGAGGCCUUUGGCAACGCCAAGACCGUGAGGAAUGACAACUCCUCUCGCUUUGGUAAAUUCAUCCGGAUCCAUUUCGGUGCCACAGGCAAACUGGCUUCUGCAGAUAUUGAAACCUAUCUGCUAGAGAAGUCUCGAGUCACCUUCCAGCUCAAGGCUGAAAGAAGUUACCACAUCUUCUAUCAAAUCAUGUCCAACAAGAAACCAGAACUUAUUGAGAUGCUUCUGAUCACCACCAACCCAUACGACUUCACUUACGUCAGUCAAGGUGAAAUCACGGUGCCCAGCAUCGAUGACCAGGAAGAGCUGAUGGCCACAGAUACUGCUGUGGACAUCCUGGGAUUCAGUGCAGAUGAAAAGGUGGCCAUUUACAAGCUCACAGGCGCUGUGAUGCAUUAUGGGAAUAUGAAAUUCAAGCAAAAGCAAAGGGAAGAGCAAGCUGAGCCAGAUGGCACCGAAGUUGCUGACAAGGCCGCUUAUCUGACAAGUCUGAACUCUGCUGACCUGCUCAAAGCCCUCUGCUACCCCAGGGUCAAAGUCGGCAAUGAGUACGUCACCAAAGGCCAGACGGUGCAGCAGGUGUACAACUCCGUGGGCGCCCUGGCCAAGGCCAUAUAUGAGAAGAUGUUCCUGUGGAUGGUCACCCGCAUCAACCAGCAGCUGGACACCAAGCAGCCCAGGCAGUACUUCAUCGGCGUCUUGGACAUCGCUGGCUUUGAGAUUUUUGAUUUCAACACCUUAGAGCAGCUGUGCAUCAACUUCACCAACGAGAAACUGCAACAGUUUUUCAACCACCACAUGUUCGUGCUGGAGCAGGAGGAGUACAAGAAGGAAGGCAUUGAUUGGGAGUUCAUUGACUUUGGGAUGGACCUGGCUGCCUGCAUUGAGCUCAUUGAGAAGCCAAUGGGCAUCUUCUCCAUCCUGGAAGAGGAGUGCAUGUUCCCCAAGGCAACAGACACCUCCUUCAAGAACAAGCUCUAUGAACAGCAUCUUGGAAAGUCCAACAACUUCCAGAAGCCCAAGCCCGCCAAAGGCAAGGCCGAGGCCCACUUCUCGCUGGUGCACUAUGCAGGCACCGUGGACUACAACAUUAUUGGCUGGCUGGACAAGAACAAGGACCCCCUGAAUGAGACCGUAGUGGGGCUGUACCAGAAGUCUGGCUUGAAGACUCUGGCUUUCCUAUUUUCUGGGGGACAGGCUGCUGAAGCAGAGGGUGGCGGUGGUGGAAAGAAAGGUGGCAAAAAGAAGGGUUCAUCUUUCCAGACGGUGUCAGCUCUCUUCAGGGAGAAUUUAAAUAAGCUGAUGACCAACUUGAAGAGCACCCACCCCCACUUUGUCCGCUGCCUCAUUCCCAAUGAGACUAAGACUCCUGGUGCAAUGGAGCACGAAUUGGUCCUGCAUCAGCUCAGGUGUAACGGGGUGCUGGAAGGCAUCCGCAUCUGCCGGAAGGGGUUCCCCAGCAGGAUCCUCUAUGCAGACUUCAAGCAGAGAUACAAAGUUCUGAAUGCAAGUGCUAUCCCAGAAGGUCAAUUCAUUGACAGCAAGAAGGCCUCUGAGAAGCUUCUGGGUUCUAUUGACAUCGACCACACCCAGUACAAAUUUGGUCACACUAAGGUUUUCUUUAAAGCUGGCCUGCUGGGAACUCUAGAGGAGAUGCGAGAUGACAAGUUGGCUCAGCUCAUCACCCGCACUCAAGCCAUGUGCAGAGGGUAUUUGAUGAGGGUGGAGUUCAAGAAGAUGAUGGAGAGGAGAGAGUCCAUCUUCUGCAUCCAGUACAACGUCCGCGCCUUCAUGAAUGUGAAACACUGGCCCUGGAUGAAGCUGUAUUUCAAGAUCAAGCCUCUCCUGAAGAGUGCGGAGACAGAGAAGGAGAUGGCCAACAUGAAGGAAGAUUUUGAGAAGGCCAAGGAGGAUCUGGCUAAGUCAGAGGCAAAAAGGAAAGAGCUAGAAGAAAAGAUGGUAGCUCUGAUGCAAGAAAAAAAUGACCUGCAGCUCCAGGUUCAAGCUGAAGCAGAUGGCUUGGCUGAUGCAGAGGAACGAUGUGACCAGCUGAUCAAAACCAAAAUCCAGCUGGAGGCCAAAAUCAAAGAGCUAACUGAGAGAGCUGAGGAUGAGGAGGAGAUCAACGCUGAGCUGACCGCCAAGAAGAGAAAGCUGGAGGAUGAGUGCUCAGAGCUGAAGAAAGACAUCGACGACCUUGAGCUAACACUGGCCAAGGUUGAGAAGGAGAAGCAUGCCACAGAGAACAAGGUGAAAAACCUCACAGAGGAGAUGGCAGGCCUGGACGAAAAUAUCGCCAAGCUGACCAAGGAGAAGAAGGCCCUCCAAGAGGCCCACCAGCAGACCCUGGAUGACCUGCAGGCAGAGGAGGACAAAGUCAACACCCUGACCAAAGCCAAAACCAAGCUUGAACAGCAAGUGGAUGAUCUUGAAGGAUCACUGGAACAGGAAAAGAAGCUUCGGAUGGACUUAGAAAGAGCCAAGAGGAAACUGGAGGGGGACCUCAAAUUGGCCCAAGAAUCCACAAUGGACAUAGAAAAUGACAAACAGCAACUUGAUGAGAAACUCAAAAAGAAAGAGUUUGAAAUGAGCAAUCUGCAAAGCAAGAUUGAAGAUGAGCAGGCCCUUGGCAUGCAGCUGCAGAAGAAAAUCAAGGAGUUGCAAGCCCGCAUUGAGGAGCUGGAGGAGGAAAUCGAGGCAGAGAGGGCCUCCAGAGCCAAAGCAGAGAAGCAGCGCUCUGACCUCUCCAGAGAACUGGAAGAGAUCAGUGAGAGGCUGGAAGAAGCCGGUGGGGCCACUUCAGCCCAGAUCGAGAUGAACAAGAAGAGAGAGGCUGAGUUCCAGAAGAUGCGCAGAGACCUGGAGGAGGCCACCCUGCAGCAUGAAGCCACAGCAGCUGCUCUUCGGAAGAAGCACGCGGACAGUGUGGCUGAGCUUGGGGAGCAGAUUGACAACCUGCAGCGUGUCAAGCAGAAGCUGGAGAAGGAGAAGAGCGAGCUGAAGAUGGAGAUCGAUGACCUCGCUAGUAACAUGGAGACUGUCUCCAAAGCCAAGGGGAACCUUGAGAAGAUGUGCCGCACCCUGGAGGAUCAGCUGAGUGAAGUGAAGACGAAGGAAGAGGAACAGCAGCGCCUAAUCAAUGAGCUGUCGACCCAGAAGGCCCGCUUGCACACAGAGUCAGGUGAGUUUUCCCGACAGCUAGAUGAGAAAGACGCUAUGGUGUCUCAGCUCUCCCGAGGCAAACAAGCAUUUACACAACAAAUUGAGGAACUAAAAAGACAGCUAGAAGAGGAGUCAAAGGCCAAGAACGCACUGGCUCACGCCCUGCAGUCAGCCCGCCAUGACUGUGACCUGCUGCGGGAACAAUAUGAGGAGGAGCAGGAAGCUAAAGCUGAGCUGCAGAGGGCCAUGUCCAAGGCCAACAGUGAGGUGGCCCAGUGGAGGACAAAAUAUGAGACGGACGCUAUCCAGCGCACGGAGGAGCUAGAGGAGGCCAAGAAGAAGCUGGCUCAGCGUCUGCAGGAUGCAGAGGAACACGUAGAAGCUGUGAAUUCCAAAUGUGCUUCUCUUGAAAAGACGAAGCAGCGGCUCCAGAAUGAAGUGGAGGACCUCAUGAUUGAUGUGGAGAGGUCUAACGCUGCCUGCGCGGCACUUGAUAAGAAGCAAAGGAACUUUGACAAGGUUCUAGCAGAAUGGAAACAGAAAUAUGAGGAGACUCAGGCUGAGCUUGAAGCCUCCCAGAAAGAGUCCCGUUCUCUCAGCACCGAGCUGUUCAAGGUCAAGAACGCCUACGAGGAGUCUCUGGAUCAACUCGAGACUCUGAAGAGAGAAAACAAGAAUCUCCAGCAGGAGAUUUCUGACCUGACGGAGCAGAUCGCAGAGGGAGGGAAGCAUAUCCAUGAACUGGAGAAAAUAAAGAAACAAAUUGAUCAAGAAAAGAGUGAAUUGCAGGCGUCCCUAGAGGAAGCAGAGGCAUCUCUUGAACACGAAGAGGGCAAAAUUCUCCGCAUCCAGCUUGAGUUGAAUCAGGUGAAAUCUGAGAUUGACCGCAAAAUUGCUGAAAAAGAUGAAGAAAUAGAUCAGCUGAAGAGAAACCACCUCAGAGUCGUGGAGUCCAUGCAGAGCACGCUGGACGCGGAGAUCAGGAGCAGGAAUGAUGCCCUGAGGAUUAAGAAGAAGAUGGAAGGAGACCUCAAUGAGAUGGAAAUCCAGUUGAACCAUGCCAACCGCCAGGCUGCAGAGGCGAUCAGGAACCUCCGGAACACACAAGGAAUGCUGAAGGACACUCAGCUGCACUUGGAUGAUGCUCUCCGAGGCCAGGAUGACCUUAAAGAGCAGCUGGCCAUGGUGGAGCGCAGAGCGAACCUGAUGCAGGCUGAGAUCGAGGAGCUGCGGGCAUCCCUGGAACAGACAGAGAGGAGCAGGAGAGUGGCGGAGCAAGAGCUGCUGGAUGCCAGUGAGCGUGUGCAGCUCCUACACACCCAGAACACCAGCCUCAUCAACACCAAGAAGAAGCUGGAGACAGAUAUUUCCCAGAUCCAGGGAGAGAUGGAGGACAUUGUCCAGGAAGCCCGCAAUGCAGAAGAGAAGGCCAAGAAAGCCAUCACUGACGCUGCCAUGAUGGCGGAGGAGCUGAAGAAGGAGCAGGACACCAGCGCCCACCUGGAGCGGAUGAAGAAGAACAUGGAGCAGACGGUGAAGGACCUGCAGCACCGUCUAGACGAGGCUGAGCAGCUGGCGCUGAAGGGCGGCAAGAAGCAGAUCCAGAAACUGGAGGCCAGGGUGAGGGAGCUCGAAAAUGAGGUUGAAAAUGAACAGAAGCGCAACAUUGAAGCAGUCAAGGGUCUUCGCAAGCACGAGAGGAGAGUGAAGGAACUCACUUACCAGACCGAGGAGGACCGCAAGAACGUGCUCAGGCUGCAGGACUUGGUGGACAAGCUGCAGACUAAAGUGAAAGCCUACAAGAGACAAGCUGAGGAGGCUGAGGAACAAUCCAAUGUCAACCUGGCCAAGUUCCGCAAGAUCCAGCAUGAGCUGGAGGAAGCCGAGGAGCGGGCUGACAUCGCCGAGUCCCAGGUCAACAAGCUGCGGGUGAAGAGCCGGGAGGUUCACACCAAAGUCAUCAGUGAAGAAUAAUUCAUUCUUCUGUUGAAAGGUGACAGAAGAAAUCACAAAAUGUGAUGUUCUUUGUCACUAUCCUGUAUAUCAGCUAAAUAAAAUCUGCAGAUAAUUUUGCAAU